AGAACGACAAAGGGAUCCAUUGUUUGAUAAAGCGUUCCGUGGAGAAAGGACAGUUUUUGAAGAGAAAUUUUUUUAUUUAAUUAUUCGCGUAACAUAAACUAACCCACCGACUGUAAGCAAUCGUUUAUUAAGUGUUCCGAUACUAAAGAAAUCGAAGCGAUUUCGACACUUCAAUUCAACUAAUUUGUGUCACACUGUAACCGUUAACGCGUCGUUCCAAAAAUUCUCCAAGGUACAUAUCUGCAUUUCGUCAACGUGCUCAAUUAUGUCCGACUCAGAAAACACCGAAACGAAGAAACGCGGAGGAAGAGCAGUCGAAGGAAAGACGCUGUCGACACCGAAAAAGCGUGCCCGCUCGCCGGCACCCAGUAAAAAGGAUUCAGACAGCGAUACACCACCAGCGAAAAAACGCGGGCGCGGUCGACCAAAAGGAAGCAAAAAAAAUGGCAGUGCAAAGGGAAAUAAGAAAGGUGCUGCAAGUGCUAAUAAAGGACGCGGCAGACCAAAAUCGAAGAAAAACGAAUCCACCGAAGAGGAAGAGUCUGAUGAUGAUGAUAAUAAUGAGGAAAACGAAAAUGAAACUGGCUCUGACGCUUGAAUUCUUUUUUUCUUUUUCGAAACAAAACCAAAUUACCACAAAAAUAUUGAUCUCAAAAAUCGAGGUAAAUGUGAAUUGAUGUCUUUUAGCCCGUAGAAACGUUAGAAACAGAAAAUCAAAGAAAAAAAAACAUUUUUAAGCUUAAGAUGUUUGUCAUUUCUAUUUGAGAAAUUAAAUAACUUCUGAUCAAA
Molecule: messenger RNA, 789 nt
Organism: Bradysia coprophila
Lineage: Eukaryota; Metazoa; Arthropoda; Insecta; Diptera; Sciaridae
Gene: D1
Product: D1 chromosomal protein
Biological process (GO): regulation of DNA-templated transcription
Cellular component (GO): nucleus; chromatin
Molecular function (GO): DNA binding
Source: RefSeq, a predicted model, not a curated record